Solanum lycopersicum (tomato) is the source of this 3380-nucleotide messenger RNA. RefSeq lists its product as uncharacterized. Gene Ontology annotation, molecular function: S-adenosyl-L-methionine transmembrane transporter activity; calcium ion binding. Gene Ontology annotation, cellular component: mitochondrial inner membrane. The record is from RefSeq and is a predicted model, not a curated record. Lineage: Eukaryota; Viridiplantae; Streptophyta; Magnoliopsida; Solanales; Solanaceae.
UGACCCUAUGCAAAUGCCAAAUGUAUCAAUCAUCUAUAGUUUUUGUACAAACUAAAAAUCUCCUUGUAGUAGGGCUAUUCCUGUCAUUUUUCUAAUUUCUAAGAUUAUCAUAUGUCCAAUGAUUUUAUGUUGAUAUAAUCUAAAGAAAAAAAAAGGCUUUUUUUCCUGUUUAUUCUCUUAAAAGAAUAAAAUAAGAAAACCGUUCACAGAUCACAUCUUCGGAAUUUUAGUGGUUUCUAAAAUCCUGUUGGAUAACAUUUUUAGGCAAAACAACAUUAGAAAGACAUUUCUCCAUUUUCAAAGAAUCUAUAAUUUCUGUGUAUAUAACAGUUGUACAGACAGCUCUCACUUUUGGCACCAUUAUCUUAUCUAUAUGAAUGGGGUUGAAUUGAUUUUUUGUGUUUGAAUUGUACUACAGUUAGGGUUUAUAUGUGGAUCUGUUUCUUAUUUUGAAUUUUUGUGUUUUGUUACUGAGUUCGAUUGAUUUUUGUAGUGGUGUAACAAGGUGUUGAGUGAUGGUGGCGUCUGGCACUGGAGACCCUGUUGAGUCGUUUCGGAAUUCAGUACAAUUGGUUAAGAAUGCGUUUUCGCCUAUAGAGUCAGGUAUUAAGAAAGUGGCAAAGGAUUUUGAGCAUUGUUGGCCUGGUAAAGCUGAGAGUUGUACUAGUAGUGGGUAUGGAUUAGAUGUCAAGAAAAUUAGUGCAAGUAAGCAAGGGGUGGUUAGUGAUGAGAAAAAGAAAGGCUUGUUGAUAAAGUUACCGAUUAAGAUGUUUGUUGGAAUGUUUGGGAAUAAUGGGCAGGUUGAUAAAGGGGGUAAUGUGGUCAGGAAAGGGUUGAAGGAGAAGUAUGGUGGUGGCAAAGGGGAUGGGAGCUGUGUCAACUGUCUGCAGUUUGAUGUUGCUUGGUCAUUGUUGAUGAAUGGUUUUGUUCAGGCUGUUCCUAUCCCAUUUAAGACUGUGAAAAAGCGGUUUCAGAAGGUGAAUCAGGAUACUGUUCGGGAUGACCUGAAAGGUAAUCUGAGGGUAAAUGAUGUGAAGGAAAAGAAGUCAAGUGAUCAGGUUGUUAUGGAUAACUGUGACCGAGUGAAGCACAAAGAGGAAAAUAAUUUAUCUUUUGAGUGCUUUCUAGGUUUUCUUUUUGAUCAAGUAGCUUUGAAUCUUCAAAAAUUUGACUUAGGAGUCCCACAACAGGAAUGCCACAGUACCGAGUUCAAUCAAAUUCCUCCGCCUGCCAAUCAGCUUGAUCAUUUUAAGGUACUAGUCAGUAUUUUAGAGGGUAAAAGAGCUGAUGUCAAUGGAUUUCUGGGGAAUCUGAAUUUUGCAAGAGUAGGAGGUGUUCCUUCAAGUAUUGUUGAUGUAGAUUCUUCUGCGAGAGAGGACAGAGAAGAUGGUGUUAAUGAUAUUAGUGGUCAAGAAGAGAGCACUGGAAAUUCCGCAAGAAGUUUAGCUAGUGGUUUGCUUAGUAUUCCAUUAUCCAAUGUUGAGCGUUUGAGAUCAACAUUGUCCACAGUUUCAAUAACAGAAUUAAUUGAGCUCUUGCCUCAGUUAGGACGACCUAGUAAAGACCAUCCUGACAAGAAAAAACUGAUCUCCGUCCAGGACUUCUUCAGAUACACAGAAGCUGAAGGGAAGAGAUUCUUUGAGGAAUUGGAUAGAGAUGGUGAUGGUCAAGUCACGUUGGAAGAUCUUGAAAUUGCUAUGAGAAAGAGAAAGUUGCCAAAGAGAUAUGCCCAUGAACUCAUGCGUCGUGCUAGAAGUCACUUGUUCUCAAAAUCUUUUGGGUGGAAACAAUUUCUUUCGUUGAUGGAACAGAAGGAGCCUACCAUCCUGCGGGCUUAUACCAGUCUUUGUUUGAGCAAGUCAGGCACAUUGCAGAAGAGUGAGAUACUUGCCUCACUAAACAAUGCAGGACUACCAGCAAAUGAAGACAAUGCUAUUGCCAUGAUGCGAUUUCUAAGUGCGGAUGCAGAGGAGUCUAUUUCCUAUGGACAUUUCCGGAACUUUAUGCUGCUGCUUCCAUCAGAUCGGCUUCAAGAAGAUCCUCGAAAUAUCUGGUUUGAGGCUGCCACAGUGGUUGCUGUUCCUCCACCUGUAGAAAUUCCUGCUGGAAAUGUCCUGAAAUCAGCAUUAGCAGGAGGACUUUCCUGUGCAUUGUCUACAGCGUUAAUGCACCCCGUGGAUACAGUUAAGACACAAGUCCAAGCAUCAACACUAACCUUUCCACAAAUAAUAUCAAAGCUUCCUGAACUUGGAGCAAGAGGAUUGUACAGAGGUUCGAUUCCUGCUAUUCUAGGGCAGUUUUCAAGCCAUGGACUGCGGACUGGAAUUUUUGAAGCAAGCAAGGUUGUGCUGAUUAAUAUUGCUCCUACACUUCCAGAGCUACAGGUUCAAUCUGUGGCAUCAUUCUGCAGCACUUUCUUAGGUACUGCUGUGAGAAUACCCUGUGAGGUGCUCAAGCAAAGAUUGCAAGCUGGUCUUUUUGACAAUGUUGGGGCAGCAAUCAUUGGUACCUGGCAGCAAGAUGGUCUUAAGGGUUUUUUCCGUGGAACUGGUGCCACUCUCUGCCGUGAGAUUCCAUUUUAUGUCGUAGGCAUGGGCCUAUAUGCAGAGUCCAAAAAGAAAAACAUGUUGAUAAUCAAGAAAAGCAAAUGUAGUGAUAUGGUAAAUAUUUGCUGUGCAGCAGCUUCUGGGGAGAGAAUUGGAGCCUUGGGAAACAGUUGCCGUUGGAGCUUUAUCUGGCGGGUUGACAGCUGUUUCAACGACUCCAUUUGAUGUGAUAAAGACCAGAAUGAUGACUGCUCCACAGGGAAUGGCUGUGACGUCAACGAUGGUUGCAUUAUCAAUUCUCCGUCAUGAAGGACCCCUUGGAUUGUUUAAAGGGGCCAUUCCUAGAUUUUUCUGGAUUGCACCUCUGGGUGCGAUGAAUUUUGCUGGAUAUGAGCUAGCAAGGAAAGCCAUGGACAAGUAGGCUACCGAGCAGCUUGCUCAGAAAAGUGGCUAGCAGAGCAAAAUGUACGUCGACUGAGAUUUUGCUUACUGAUCGUACAUGCCAAAGCUGCUUGGAAAUUUUGAACCUUUUCCAACCCACAGCAUCAGAUUUAAAUUUGUCGAAAUCCCUGCUUUUUUCUUAUUAGAGGCAAAAAACCUUUUAGAUUUGGUCUCUGAACAAUUGUAAAUUUCCAUUAGCAUCAUGUUCAUCCUUUGCUUUGUAACAUCAUUUGUGCAGUUUCUAACCUUGAUACCUGAAACUAAGAUCUAAUUAGGUAUCAAGAGUACAAAAGAACAGAGACACAAUACUGAAAAAACAUUUUUGAAAUUCCUGUUAGCAGAGUACCCAAAGUUUUCAAUUAGCUGGUGAAUAUCGAGAGUAUGCCUUGUAAA